This is a messenger RNA of Rhodofomes roseus, 1461 nucleotides long. Its product is annotated as terpenoid synthase. The transcript has 4 exons. The record is from RefSeq and is a predicted model, not a curated record. Bases 254 to 1264 code for a protein of 336 amino acids. Lineage: Eukaryota; Fungi; Basidiomycota; Agaricomycetes; Polyporales; Fomitopsidaceae.
CGCACCGCGGGCACACCGGUUUUGGCAAGCUCCGAAAUCCUAUAGGCGAAAUCCUUUACGAACAUUCAAGGACCCGCAUGCGAACCUUUACGGAGUCAGAGAGACCUGGUUUGCCGCGGUGUCGAAGACAAAAAUACCGGAGGCGUCUGUGCACGGUAUUUAAGUAAAGUCUCUCCGAGCAGAACUCAUCACUUCACUCUUCUACAGUCUCCAGCUCUUCGACUACAUUGACACUCGUAGAUUUAACUGCAAUAUGCCCUCCAGCCCAGAAUCCUUUGUCCUUCCCGACCUGAUGCCCCUCUUGCCCUUCAAGGGCUCUUACAACUCUCACUUCGAGCGGGCAGCCAAGGCGUCCUCCGCCUGGGUCAACAGCUACAGAAUCGUAUCCGACCGCAAGCGCGCCUUCUUCCAGCAAGGAGGCAGCGAGCUGCUCUGCGCUUACGCCUACUCCUACGCCGGCUACGAAGAGCUGCGGGCGACUAUGGACUUGGUCAACGUUCUAUUCACCGUUGACGAAGUGAGCGACGAACAGAACGGGAAGGAUGCAUACAAGACUGGACGCAUCUUCCUGAAUGCCCUUCGUGACCCUGAUUGGCACGACGGCUCGGCGCUCGCGCAAAUGACGAAGGAGUUUCGCAAGCGGCUCUUACAAUUUAACGUACCCGCGUGCUACCGCCGCCUUCUCAAGCACUGCGAAGACUACGUGAAUGCGUUCGCUGUCGAAGCGGAGCUGCGGGAGCGGAACGAGGUCCUUGACCCCGAGGCAUACAUCGUCUUGCGCAGAGAAAACAGCGCCGUUCGCUUCUGCUUCGGGAUGUUCGGUUUCGUCUUGGGGCUUGACCUCCCAGACGAGAUAUUCGAGCAUCCUGUCAUGAUGCGGCUCCACCUCGCCGCCGUCGACAUGGUGUGUUGGUCGAAUGACCUCUACUCCUAUAACAUGGAGCAAGCGAUGGGACAUACGGGAAACAACGUCAUGACGGUGCUGAUGAAGUCAAAGAACUGCGACCUCCAGACUGCCGCCGAUCAUGUCGGAGAGCAUUUCAAGCAGCUCAUGGACGACUUCCAAGCCGACAAGGCUCGUCUACCGUCAUGGGGCCCUCAAAUCGACGCUGUCGUUGCGAAGUUCGUGAUGGCCAUGGAGACCUGGGUGGUCGGUAACUGCGAGUGGAGCUUCGAGACGCAGCGCUACUUCGGUGUUCAACGGGAAGAAAUCAAGCGUACUCGCGUUGUCGAACUGUACCCCAAGCGCGAUGAGUACGAUUAAGGCUUUACAUCCCAUCCUCGAUAUGCUAUGUACAACUCAUUGAUCUAGACACGCGCCAACUCGUACACUCAUCCAAUCCUUGUUUAUGCUUGUAAUAUUUGUUUAUCUAGACGUAGAAGCUAGUUGUAAUGCCGAGGGCUACCCUAGUGAUCAUUCGAAUACCGAACUCCAAUCUCAUUCAGUGUAUCGUUUCAAGG